This is a messenger RNA of Zalophus californianus (California sea lion), 2785 nucleotides long. It is a transcript of the gene STOM, whose product is annotated as stomatin. Lineage: Eukaryota; Metazoa; Chordata; Mammalia; Carnivora; Otariidae. Bases 91 to 945 code for a protein of 284 amino acids. Gene Ontology annotation, cellular component: plasma membrane. The transcript is spliced from 7 exons. The record is from RefSeq and is a predicted model, not a curated record.
CUGCCCCGGGUCUCCGCCGCGCAUUCUUCGCGGAAGCCGCUCCAGCACCUUUGACCGGGACGUGAGAGCUGCACCUCCGGCUCGGGCAGCAUGGCUGAGAAGCGGCAUACAGGGGACGCCGAAGCCCGGCGGCUCCCGGACUCCUUCAGGGAUAGCCCCAGUACAGGCCUUGGGCCUUGUGGCUGGGUUUUGGUGGCUGUCUCGUUCUUGUUCACGGUUAUAACUUUCCCCAUAUCGAUAUGGAUGUGCAUAAAGAUCAUAAAAGAAUAUGAAAGAGCCAUCAUCUUUAGAUUGGGUCGCAUUUUACAAGGAGGAGCAAAAGGACCUGGUUUGUUUUUUAUUCUGCCCUGCACUGACAGCUUCAUCAAGGUGGACAUGAGAACCAUUUCAUUUGACAUUCCUCCUCAGGAGAUCCUCACCAAGGAUUCGGUGACCAUCAGUGUGGAUGGCGUGGUCUAUUACCGCGUUCAGAAUGCUACCCUGGCCGUGGCGAAUAUCACCAACGCCGACUCGGCAACCCGUCUUUUGGCACAAACGACUCUGAGGAACGUCCUGGGCACCAAGAACCUUUCCCAGAUCCUCUCCGACAGAGAAGAGAUUGCACACAACAUGCAGUGUACCCUGGAUGAUGCCACCGAUGACUGGGGAAUAAAGGUGGAGCGCGUGGAAAUUAAGGACGUGAAGCUGCCUGUGCAGCUGCAGAGAGCUAUGGCUGCAGAGGCAGAAGCAUCCCGGGAGGCCCGUGCCAAGGUCAUUGCAGCCGAGGGAGAAAUGAACGCAUCCAGGGCUCUGAAAGAAGCCUCUAUGGUCAUCACCGAAUCCCCGGCAGCCCUUCAGCUGCGGUACCUCCAGACGCUGACCACCAUCGCAGCUGAGAAAAACUCCACGAUCGUCUUCCCCCUGCCCAUAGACAUGUUGCAAGGCAUCGUGGGGGCAAAACAGUGAGCCGCAGAGGCCAACGCAGAGAUGCGCCCAUCCCUUCCAGGGUAGAGCGGGGACCAAAUCAGCCCUCAACCUGUAAGGAGAGAGGAGGGUGGGACCUCGACUAAAUAUUCCUUCCUCUCCUUUUCCAUAUGUUGACUGCAAGGUUCUUAGAAUGUGUAGUGAUCCUAGCAACAGAUAAAGAUUGUUAGCUUGUAAAUACUGAGAAAGAGAAGGGGUGUGGGGAGGGGACUACUGAUUUAUAGAAGAUAAUUUCUUACUCUUUAAAAUAUUUAAAAGUUCAUAUAUUUAGAUCAUUAUGUAAUAGGUUAAAUCCGCCUUCUUUUGACUUUUCACUGGGUCGUUCUGCACCCUCUAUCUGCAGCCAGGCCAAAGGCAAGAAAAUAGGUUUUAACCACCACUUGACACCCUGGCUGGACAAAUGCUUUGCAGAAAGCAGAGACCUUAGGCUACGACCAGCCUCUCUGGGCCAUACGUGCCUUACUCCUGGGGAAUCUUAAGGAAACAUCCUUGCCAUCUGUUUACUUUCUAAUCCCAGGCCAUGUUUCAAAAUAAUCCUCUCUGGGAGGAGGCAUUUUCUUGCCUGUACCGGCCAACACUGGAGGAAAUGGUCAAGAUCAGUGAGAAAGAUGAUCUUAACCCUUGAAUGACUUGUAAAUCCACCGUCACAAAAAUCCUUUAAGAAUAAUAUGUUUCUUUUUUUCCUCGAAACUUCUUUGAGCCUCUCUACGACCAAAUGAUUCCCCUGUGGUAUUUCAAACCAGCUAAAUACUUGUCACAAAAGUGCUUUUUCGGGCGCCUGGGUGGCUCAGUUGUUAAGCGACUGCCUUCGGCUCAGGUCAUGAUCCUGGAGUCCCGGGAUCGAGUCCCGCAUCGGGCUCCCUGCUCGGCAGGGAGUCUGCUUCUCCCUCUGACCCUCUUCCCUCUCGUGCUCUCUAUCUCUCAUUCUCUCUCUCUCAAAUAAAUAAAUAAAAUCUUUAAAAAAAAACAAAAGUGCUUUUUUUCUCACUUUUGCCUAUUUUCAUAUAUCAGGUUCUCAAUAGUUUGAUUUUUUAAGUGACACUUUCUCUAAGUUCUAUAAACAACUGUUUAUAUACCCAUUCGAAUAGCUUAAGGACUAAUACUUCUUUAAAAAAUGUCUUCAGAAAGCCAUUCUCUUUUACUGUCUGCACGCUAUUAACUCUUGUACACUGUGAAAUAUUUUGGUUAUCAGUCCCGUUCAUUAAAUACUGUAAGGAAUUCACAGUAUAUUGGGCACAUAAUAACCAAUGAGCUUGGCAAGACACUGUCAAACUUAGGAUAUACAUACGGAUCUCGGUCUUUCUUCUGUUUGCAGAAUCAUCUUUUUCUGUCACUAAUUUCAAUGCCUAAAGAGGAAGUGGUCAGCCCCUCUGAACCACAGUUGCUUAUUUUGCAGUAAUAGGAAGCGCUUUGAGUUUUGCAAAUGCUCUUGAAUCUGGGCAACCUGGCGUUCUUCCUGUUGGUCCGAAACCUGGCUGGGAGACAUCCCUCCUUGAGGAACUCAAGUUACUCAUUUUAAAUAAUGCUUGUAUCUCUUUGGUGAGGUGGCGACCCAUAAGGACCAGGAAACCACCCCUUAUCCUGGCUGAAAAAUCUCUUCUCAGCUUAGAGUAACCAAGCAUCUGCUCCUGGAGUUUCCCUGUUUACAGAUAACCAGUCUUCACCUCUCUGCCUUGUGGAUUCAUAGCCCAGUAGGGUGGGAUUAAAUUGCUUGAGAGGGAGGAAGCAUAAAGGGGUCUAGGUGUGUUGGUGCAAGAGGUUUUUCCCCCCAUGGCCUCCCUUUCUAAUGCUUUACAUAAUAAAAGUGUGCACUUGUACUCAU